AUGAAAUUCAGUUCUAAGUACCUAUCAACUGGUUUUAAGGAUAAAACUUGCAAAGUUUGGGAUAUUGAAAAACAAUUCAAAUUAGUAAAUACAAUUUAACGAGAAAACAAAGAAGCUACUUCUUUGCUAUGGAAUAUCUAAAAUAUAUUUGAAUUAUAAAAAGUAAUUUAGGAUCACACUGAAAUGAUAAUAUGCGUUGCAUUUUCAAACGAUAAUAAACAUCUUGCUACUUCUUCUUUUGACUAGACAUAUAGGAUAUGGGAUAAUUAGAAAGGAUUUGUAUAAUCAAAUAUAAUCUAAGGGGAAACAGAGUUAAUGUAUUUUGUUUCCUUUUCUAUUGAUUAUAUUUAGGAAGGAUUCAAACUCAAAUAUACACUUGAAGAUGAAGUCUAUAAUUUAGCAUCUAUGUCUUUCUCUGAUGAUGGAAAAUACUUCUCUAUAGGAUCAGAGAUAAUAAAUGUAAAAUAUGGGACUCAACAUAAUUUUCUAAAGUCAGCAGAUACUUACUUAAAUGCUCUAAAGUUCAGGUAGAAUAUUGGAUUUAAAAAAUGCGUUCUUAUAAAUGUAUCAUAAAAACAAACACGCCAAAGAAUUAUAUGA
Messenger RNA from Tetrahymena thermophila SB210, 600 nucleotides. Its product is annotated as WD domain, G-beta repeat protein. The transcript is spliced from 5 exons. The record is from RefSeq and is a predicted model, not a curated record. Gene Ontology annotation, molecular function: protein binding. NCBI's taxonomy places the organism in Eukaryota, Ciliophora, Oligohymenophorea, Hymenostomatida, Tetrahymenidae.